AUGUAUCACAUGAAAACUAUUGUUCCCGUUGAAGACAACAUAAUACUAUCUAAGUGCAUGUAUUAUUUAAGAAAUCCGAAUAAUAAUAUAAAAAUUGAUGAUAUAGAAAUCAAUAUCAGUGACCAGGUUAUGAAGUUUCUUAAGGAAGCUCCAAACAAUAAAAUGGUUGAAUUAGAACAAAGACAAUGUCAGUUGUUACAGAAAUUGGAUUUACUUUAUGAGAGAAUAAAAGCCAUCAGUUCUAUGUGUAAACUGGAUCUUCAGACAAAUUAUAUAUCAUCUGGAGAGAUACAAAAUGCACAAAACUCAACAGAAAUUGUUAUUGUAUUAAGUCCUGAGAACUUGCCCUAUUUCCUCCAUGUAUUUUUAAAGAAUAGUCCUGGGUUAUAUAUAACAUGGCAUAUUCAUUCAUCUGUGUCUAAUGAAAACAGUUUAGCAAUUAAGGAAUUUUUCAAAAGUUACCAGGAGAUAUAUCCAAUGGCUUUUGAUGGAAAAAUAAAAUUGAGGCUGAUAUUUAAACCUGUUUCAGCUACAGAGUUAAGAAUGUCAUCCCUGGAUGUGCCUUUGGUGGGCAUUGUAAAUAUAUUGCGUUAUCUUUGUUUGCAUUAUACGCAUGUCGCUCCAUACGAUCAAAACGAUUACUACGUUGAUGGUUUACUCGAUCAAUGUCAUUUAUUAGAAAAAACGUCGGGAAAAAACAAGGAAGAGAUUGUGAGCAAAUUAUUUUCGCAAUGUAAAAAUUUUAUUUAUAAGAAUGAAUUAACUAUUGUCGAUCUAGCUGCUUACAUAGUGAUUAAAUGGCAAAAUAUUUCGAAAUCCGUUCCCAGGAAUUGGUAUAACAAAUGCGAGAAACUUUUUGCGUAA
Parnassius mnemosyne (clouded apollo) is the source of this 864-nucleotide messenger RNA. NCBI's taxonomy places the organism in Eukaryota, Metazoa, Arthropoda, Insecta, Lepidoptera, Papilionidae. The record is from the annotation of a GenBank genome assembly.